This is a messenger RNA of Eupeodes corollae, 6412 nucleotides long. It is a transcript of the gene baz, whose product is annotated as partitioning defective 3 homolog. The coding region runs from base 1090 to 5184 and encodes 1364 amino acids. Gene Ontology annotation, molecular function: phosphatidylinositol binding; protein binding. The record is from RefSeq and is a predicted model, not a curated record. Gene Ontology annotation, cellular component: apical junction complex; adherens junction; cell cortex. The transcript is spliced from 9 exons. Gene Ontology annotation, biological process: microtubule cytoskeleton organization; cell adhesion; establishment of cell polarity. NCBI's taxonomy places the organism in Eukaryota, Metazoa, Arthropoda, Insecta, Diptera, Syrphidae.
GUAAACGAGUUGUUGACGAGAACGCGUGUGUAAUCAAUCGGUGUUGCGCGUACAUUACCUGUUUUUCUUUUUGAAAUCAAAACUAUUAUUUAAUUACAAUAAAUACAUCAUUUUAUUGCACGAACAAACAAAACAAAAAAUGUGCAUCAUUAAUCGAUACGAGUAACGUUGAUAAUUAUUUGCCACUCUUGUGGCAUAUAAGUGCAAUAAAACGAAGUUUUUUUCUUAUUUUUAAAUUGAAAAUAACUACGAUCACUCAUCCACCAUCAUCAUCACCACUUGAGGAAUUUUUUCAACAACACCUUUCGGAAGCAGUCCCAGCAGCACAGCACCCAGACCCAGAGAAGAAAAAACAAAGCGAGCUUAAACAUUUUCUCGUUUGUGUGAUUCAUUUCUGUCGGUAUUUCUUAUUUAAAAAUUGAAUUGAAUAAAAUACCUGUGUUGAGAAAUGAUUUUAUUGCAUUAGUAUCCUGUCAAAAUUCGAAAAAAGGAAAUAACACAUAGUUUCUUCUUCGUCGUGAUUUCUCAAACAGAAAACCCGUUCACAUUUAUCCACCGUGCAUCUUGUAGUUUUUGUAAAAUCCGUAGAUUUUUUCUAUGUUGCUGCCACAACAACGGUCGCCCGGAGCCGGAGGAAGCCAAGGUGCAGCAUAAACAAAGGAAUUUAAUUGAUCUACUCGCUAUCGCUAUUCGCUAGCGCUACUUGGUCUGUUGGCUCGUUCGGUUCGUUUCGGUACGUUUUGAAUAGUUCCUGUUCCCCUUGUUCUAUCCCUGUCGUGCACCCUAUUUGGUUUUUUUCCAAACGGACAGCUGUCAAGUGUGUCCUUGUUUUUUUUUUUGUUUUGUGUUUGUUGCUCUGCAUGUUUUGCUGUUUGGUCCUUUAUCAACAUUGCGGUGCGAUGUUCUUGAACAACCUAUAUCUUUGCUAUCAACAUGUUGCUAAUGCACUUGAAGUGAAUUAACUAAAAAAUAAAUAAAAUUUUACAAAUUAAACACGGAGCGGAGCUUUUUUUGGUUGAUCGAAGUUAAUUUGCAUUUUAAUCAGUGUUCUUUAAAGUAUUUAUAAGUUGGUAUCUAUUGUAAUACAAAAUGAAGGUUACUGUUUGUUUUGGUUCGGUGCGCAUCGUCGUACCAUGUGGAAGUGGUGAUUUACUAGUAAAGGAUUUAAUUCAUGAGGCAACUAGACGUUAUAAAAAAGCUGUUGGCAAGGAACCAGACUCUUGGGUAGCUGUCCAUCAUUUACAAACACAAUCGGGAAUUCUUGACCCCGAUGACUGUUUACGGGAUGUGGCCGAUGACCGGGAACAAAUUUUGGCCAGUUUCGAAGACUCAGGCCCCGAUCCUGGAGUUCCGCAGGGUGGAGGUGACGGAGCCAGCGGAAGUUCGUCCGUCGGCACUGGUAGCCCCGACAUAUUCCGCGAUCCAACUAACACAGACGCUACAACGGGAAGUCAUGCAAAUGCAUCAGUACCUCACAUUGAGGUAACCAGUACAACAGCAUGCCCGAUGAACGGAUUGGGCUUGCAAGUGCGUCGAAGUAGUGAUCCGAAUCUAUUGGCAUCACUUAAGAAUCAGACAGAAGCAACUAAGCGUUGGUCGGCGGCUGCUCCGGCUUGUCGAGACGAUUCACCCGAAAGAAUAAUGGACAAAGUUGUGUAUUUAUCACCGCAGUGGGAGGAGGACGAUGAUGUGAUACAUCAUGCUGCGCAGCCACAACAGAAUUUUGCUCGAUCAGGCAGAUUAUCGAUGCAGUUUUUGGGAGAUGGCAAUGGAUAUAAAUGGAUGGAGGCGGCCGAAAAGCUUCAAACGCAAUCUUAUUCAACGAAAUCGCUUCCCAGAGAAACAGGUAAACGAAAAGAGCCCCUAGGACAGGCCUACGAAUCCAUCAGGGAGAAAGACGGCGAAAUGCUCCUGAUAAUCAAUGAAUACGGAGGUCCUCUUGGUCUUACUGCAAUGCCGGAUAGUGAGAACGGUGGUCUUGUAGUGCAGCAUGUGGAACUAGGGAGUAGAGCCGAGCGAGGUCGACUCAGAAGAGGUGAUCGAAUAUUGGAAAUAAAUGGAACGAAACUUGUGGGUCUUAGCGAGGGUAAAGUUCAAGAUCACCUGCGAAGAUCUCUAGAGUCGUCUGAGUUACGAGUACGAGUAAUUCGUGGUGAUAAACUUGGAAAACCAAGUAGGCGGGACUCCAAAGUGGCCGAAAUGAUCGAAGCAGAAGAAAAAGCUUCUUCGGCAGGUACCAAAGUUGCGACAGUUUCGCCGACGAGGAAAUCCCACACAGCGCCUGUUGGGACUUCCUUUCAAACUGCAAACACGCGAAAGCUGGGUCGAAAGAUCGAAAUUAUUCUCAAAAAAGGACCUCAUGGAUUGGGUUUCAGUGUUACUACCCGUGAUAAUCCUGCUGGUGGGCACUGUCCAAUUUACAUCAAGAAUGUUUUACCACGGGGAGCUGCCAUCGAAGAUGGAAGGCUCAAGCCUGGCGAUAGAUUACUCGAAGUCGACGGAUUACCAAUGACCGGAAAGACUCAAACUGAUGUCGUAUCUAUUCUUCGAUCGACACAACCAGGUGCUUCCGUAAGGAUUAUAGUCUCAAGACAACAAGAGUUGGUGGAAGUUGAUGAACGAGAAAUUAACUUUUCUGAGGAAAAUGAACUGGCAACUGGCACACCACCAAAACCCCCAGCUCCAGUAUUGCCAUCAGGGCAUGAUGUGAAAAAGUCCAGUAGUUCGAGAUCUUUGUUUGAACAACAUCAGUUGCAGCAACAAGCGAAUCUGAAUGAGUCUCAGCACUUUAUUGAUGGUGGAAGUGAAUCAGCAGCUUCAAGUGAAAGCUUACAGGCUGGAAUUGCAUGGAGAAGCCGAGAAGUUCUAACAUUUCACAUUCCUGUGCAUGAUACCGAGAAAGCCGGCCUCGGGGUGAGUGUCAAAGGAAAAACUACCUCUUCGAAUUCUUCAAGCGGCAGCAAUGGAUCAAUGAAACAUGACGGUGACUUGGGUAUAUUCGUUAAGAAUGUCAUUCAUGGCGGAGCAGCAUCGCGUGAUGGUAGACUUCGGAUGAAUGAUCAGUUAUUGAGUGUGAAUGGGGUGUCCUUGUUGGGUCAGAGUAAUGCCGAAGCAAUGGAAACCUUGCGUCGUGCCAUGGUUAAUACACCCGGCAAGCAUCCAGGUGUGAUAACACUCUCGGUAGCAAGAAAAAUUACAAGGUCUCACAGCUCAGGGGAUAUACUUGAAAGCAGUAGCACCAAUGAUAGUUCAAAUACAAGUGAAAAUUCCGGAGCCACUGUGAUCUACCUAAGUCCAGAUAAAAAGGAUAACCGAGACAUGAAUAGAUGGAGCAAUCCCGUAUUAGAUCGUUUAACCGGAGGAGUUUGCUCAUCGAACUCAAAUCAAAAUCGCCGUCUACCGCCCCCACUCUCGAAUACAGUCCCACAUGGACUUCGCAAUGAGAGCUAUUAUAUGGCAACGAAUGAUACCUGGUCACCUUCGAUACAAUCGCCGCAAAUGCAUGGAACUCAUGUAAAUAAUUCAGUUUUAAUAGAGGACGACCCAGAACCAAUGUCACCUAUGCUACCUAAUCGACCAAAUGACUCAGUCAGCACACUUCAAAGUACCAUAUCGAAUGGUGUCAAUUUUGAUGCCACUUACUCGUCACAAUUAAGCCUUGAAACCAAUAAUUCUGGUGCAGAACACUUUAGCCGCGAUGCUGUUGGUAGACGUUCGAUAUCAGAGAAACAUCAUGCAGCAUUGGAUGCUCGUGAAACUGGAACCUAUCAGCGUAACAAAAAACUACGCGAAGAUCGUGAAAGAGAACGUCGUCUGCAAUUAACUAAAUCAGCAGUAUUUGGUGGAUCGGCUGAAUCUAUAUCUACACGCAUAGCCAAUGCCAAUCAUCAAAUGGCAAAUGGUAAAAAACCUCAACCAAACGAUUUGCGAUCCGAGGCCAUGGAUCAGUUGGGUGAGCUGGGGCCCUCUUUGGGUCUUAAGAAAUCCUCAAGUCUUGAGUCGCUGCAAACUAUGGUGCAGGAAAUUCAAAUGUCUGAUGAGCCGAGAGGGCCCAGUGCCUUACGUGCGCCACGAGGUCGUGGCAGAGAGGAUAGUUUGAGAGCCGCGGUUGUUGGAGAACACGAUACAAACAAAGCCCGCAAGCACUGGCUGCUUGAAGAGGCUGAUUCUGACGGUGGUUUUCCUAAUCGCAAUGGUCCAUUCCAAAGUUCCCUCAACGAUGGCAAAAAUAAAAGUCGAGCAAAGAAACCUAGUCUACUGAGGGGCAUUGGACAUAUGUUUCGUUUUGGGAAAAAUCGCAAGGAUACCGUUGCUCCAAUGGAACCACAAAAUGAUUAUACAAUGUCUGUUAAUAAUAAUCAACUACCACCACAAUUACCACCUCCAAAUGGUACAAUACCUACAGCUGCUUUGAGUAUAGAUCGUGGUGGAAAGAUUGCCCCUCCAAUUUAUCAACCACCACCACCGCCACCAUCAGCAAGCAGUGGGCAGAGCUCAACAUCUUCAAAAUCAUCAUCCUCGACUGCUAUUCAUCAGAAUGAUAUAUUCAAUCAUCGAUAUCAACACUAUGCGAACUAUGAAGAUUUGCAACAGCAUCAACUAAGUGAUGAACCAAGUCAGGAUGUAUUGUCCGAAUCCACAUUAGAAUGCAUGCGGCAGCAAGUUAUCCGACAACGAAAUAAAGUUGAAGCAGAGAGUCGCCGUCAUCAACAUUACCACUCUCAAAGAAGCACCCGAAGUCCUGAAGCCAAUUUGCACCAAUCUCAUAUUGGUGGUCCUGGUUCCCGACCUGCUUCAAGCUAUUACGAAUAUGAAACAGUUCAACAUAACGUUUCUCGAAGCCAUAGUAACUCUCAAAAACAACAAAACACUAUUAAUAACAUUCCGUCAAUUGCUGAGCACCAACAACAGCAGCAGCACCAUCAGCAGCAGCAACAGCAGCGACAUUGGAAAUCAGCAACUUUGAAUGGUUUCAAUCCUGCAACGCUAAACAGCAGUGGACGCAGUAGAGGACCAUUUGUCACGCAAGUCACUAUUCGUGACCAAUCACAUCUAAAUAACGCAUCAUCAAUUAAUGCCGGUACUCAGCAACCUACAUACCAGCAGGUGCAUAAGCUAUCCUCGUCGUUGUCAUCCUCGUCAUCUCAUCAGCAGAGUGCACAGCCGCAUGCUUCGAAAGUGUGACUAUAGGCGUUCAGGGACUUCGAUUUUUUAAUGGAGUGCCACCAAUGUUCGCGAAGUGUAUUGAACAAAUCAAAGAAUAAUUAACUAAAAUUUGGAGACUGCUAAUCACAUACAUAGUAAGGAUAAGAGAACAUUUUAAAUGAUCUCCUCUAAGGAGCGAAAAACAUUUAUAAUUUUGUUGUAGUAUUUAAUCUCUGUCAUUCCUUAAGCGAAACAAAAAACUAAAUAAAGUUUUUUUUUAUAUACAUAUAUUCAUUUCGAAAGAUGCACAUAAAUAUUAUGUGUAAAUUAUAUACGACGUAAACAUAUUUAUAUAUACAUACAUUCAAAUUAUUUCAGUAUUGUUCGAUUAAAAAAAUAUAUACUACAUAAAUGUAUAUAUAUAAUAUAUGUUAAGCAUAAAAAUAUAUAAUAUAUACUAUUAUUACUUAUUCAUUCAUUAUAUUUUGCAACACUUGUAUACAUAUAAAAUAAAUUUACAUUUACUUCAAAUCAUUUUCCAUGCCAAUUUCGUUUGUAAUUUAUAUUAAAUUAAAAGAAAUAAAUUAAAACCUGUAUCCCAUUUUUAUUUAAAGUAGAAAAAAAAAACGACACUUAAAAUAACAAACUGUGAUUUAUUAGGUGUGAAAGAAUCGAGAAAUAAAAAUAUUAUUCUUCUUAACGAAAUGAUACAAAUAAAAUAUAAUUUUAAUUAAAAACAAAACAAAAUGAAACGAGUUAUAAAUAAAUAAAUAUUUACGAUUUACGAAAAGAAACAAUUGUUUUCUUAAUCAAAUUAUUGGUAACGUUUAUUAAUUCUCUAUUACAUUUUUUGUAAAUUUUUGUUCUUAAGAAGACAAUUGAUUUACAUUGAUAAUAAUUUCAAAAUAAUUUUUAAAUAAGUAUUAAGUUAAACAAAAGUAUGUAACAAUAAUUAUUAUUUGUUUAUUUUUGUGUUUAUGUUUAUAACUUUUUUGUUUAUUUUUUCUUAUUUUGAUUUUACGGAUUACAGUAGUAUUGUUACAUAUAUUUUUAAUUUUAUUUGUAUAUAAUUUUUGUUUUUUUCUUUAGAAAAAAAAUGUGCAGCUUUUUUGUGUAUUGUGUUCUUUAAACUCAAAUGCAGAAAAGACUUUUAGGAGUAGUAAAACAUGUACUUAAUUAUAUUUGUAUGGUUUUUGUAAAAUUCUUUAUUUAGAUUUUGGAUUAGAAAUAAAUAAAAAGUACUUAACGUAUAUAUGUCGAAAAUAUA